CUGGUAUGCACAUACCAUUUAUGUUAUGCAUGUUAUGUUAUAAAAAUGGCAGCAGGCUUCAAGAAGACGAAUGCCAAAGUUUUUGCUAAAAUUAAGCCGGAAUUGACGACGGAUAAUAUCUACUGGAAAAAAUUAACGGCUCCAGUUCUGGUGAAAGAAUUUGGCCCCAUCGAUUACAUAGAUUUUUCUCCGAUCGAGCCUCACUACUUCGCUGUCACUUGCUCGGUGAGAGUCCAAGUGUACAACCCAAUUACAAAAUUAGUAAUUAAAAAUCUCAGUAAAUUCAAAGAAGCGGCUUACGGUGGUGCCUUCAGGGCAGAUGGUAAAUUACUCUGUGCAGGGGGUGAAGAGUCUGUCGUAAAACUCUUCGAUGUCUCCACGAAGAGUCUUCUGCGUGUUUUUGCUGGGCACAAGGCAGCAAUUCACAGGACAUUUUUCACAGCUGAUGGGCAUCACAUCGCCUCUUUCUCUGAUGAUAAAACCAUUGCUCUCUGGGAUAUUCCCAGUGAGAAGCAAAUUGUCACAUUCAGCGAGCAUGCGGAUUACAUCAGGGCUGGGGCUGUCAGUCCUGUGUCUCCAGAUAUUUUAUUGUCUGGAGGGUAUGAUAAAAUAGUGCAGAUGUAUGAUGCCAGAACCAGCAAGAGUGUUUGCAGUGUUAAUCAUGAGGCUCCUGUUGAGAGCAUCGUCUUUUUACCUUCUGGAGGCAUUUUUAUAUCUGCAGGUGGAACCGAAAUGCGAGUUUGGGAUGCGCUGGCAGGUGGUAGACUCCUGGCGAAGAUCUCUCACCACCACAAAACGAUAACCUGCUUGAAAAUAGCCUCCAACGGUCACAGGAUAGUCUCAGGAUCGUUAGACAGGCACGUAAAAAUUUACGACGCAGGAAAUUACAAAGCUGUUCACACUCUGGAUUAUCCCAAUGCUGUUUUAAGCGUUGGUAUCAGUGCUGAUGAUGAGACAAUUGUUGCUGGAAUGGUGGACGGUCUGAUCUCAGUACGAAGACGAGAAGACGACACGAAGAAUGGUAUUAAUGGCAAAAAGAAGAAAAUGUCGUUUAGGAGAGCUGGACAGAAUCUUCGUUCGUCUACGGUUGAUGUAAUCGUUCCUGAUGAGCGUAAGGAGACUAUGAGCAAACACGACGCCUGUCUCAGAAAAUUCCAGUACUCCAAAGCUCUGGACUGUGUCAUGGUUAAUUAUAUCGUUAAUAAAACCCCACAUGUUACUGUGGCACUCCUUCAGGAGCUCAUUAGACGUCAGGGACUGAGACAGGCACUUGCUGGUAGGGAUGGCAAGUCUCUCGUUAAUUUCCUCAAGUUUUUAAUAAAACAUGUCGGCAAUCCAAGGUUUGGCAGAGUUAUGCUGUACGUUGGAAAUGUCUUAAUGGACGUUUACGAGGAGACUCUAGACGAAUUGGGACCAGAGCCGCGUUUGAUGUUCACCCUCUUAGAGAAAAAAUUGAAGGAAGAGGAGGAGCUGAUCACUAACCUGGCAGAACUGCAAGGCACCCUUCACAUGAUCCUCUCAGGAGCUGAAACCUCUGAACCAAUGGUUAUCAGAGAGCCUCAGGGCUUGACAGCCUCUACCGCAGCACAGAAGAACCUCGUGCUCAGUAUAUCAUGAUAUAAACCUCCAUA
Messenger RNA from Fopius arisanus, 1631 nucleotides. Its product is annotated as U3 small nucleolar RNA-associated protein 15 homolog. The coding region runs from base 46 to 1617 and encodes 523 amino acids. The transcript is spliced from 4 exons. Gene Ontology annotation, cellular component: nucleolus. Gene Ontology annotation, biological process: positive regulation of transcription by RNA polymerase I; rRNA processing. The record is from RefSeq and is a predicted model, not a curated record. Gene Ontology annotation, molecular function: protein binding. NCBI's taxonomy places the organism in Eukaryota, Metazoa, Arthropoda, Insecta, Hymenoptera, Braconidae.